AUGUCUGCAUCCAUGAACAUCGACUCGUCUGACGGACCAACAUCUACCUCUUCCGCCCCCGUUACGGCUGAAGCUUUGGCUGCUGUAGUUGCCGACGCCUUGAAGCAACAAGCGAGUCAAUUCGAAAGCAUCAUUGGAGACCUCCAGACUCAAGUCGGCAGCCUCACCGUCAAAAAAAAAUCAACCACCAAGAAGGCCACCCAGUCAACCGCUUCUACUCCUUCUCAGCGCCUCUCAACUCCUACGUCUCGUAAGGUGUCCAAGACCACCACCCCGUCUAAGUCUCCCAAAACGCCAAGGACGCCGACUCCUCGCAGGAAACAUCCGCUUCAAAUCAAAUCAGACGAAAUUGACCAAAAAUUCAAGACAACGAAGGACGCGCUCUAUGUCCAUAUCAAGAUGAUGUGGGGUCUCUACAAACAAAGCGACGUGCCUCCAACCCCCUGCGUCAACCUUCUCAGAGAAUUCUACUCAAAAUUCAACUCUUCAAACAAAAUGUCAAUUCUUUACAUGAGUAGUGUCCUUGCGAAGGUUGGUAUACGGGAGUGGGCACCGGACCUCGAUGAACCUCACGACUCUCUUUACAACUCAGCAUGCCGGAUUGUUUGUCUCAACACCUUUCGCCAACUCUUUGCGACUGGUACUUACAAUUACAUGAAUGUUUUGGGUGAUCAAGUCAAUGAAAUGUCUAAGAUGCUUGCGGCGUACAAUCAUUAUGUACAUUUCGUGAUGGCAGGAAGAUACAAGGCUGAAAAACAAGAGGUUGGUCGUGCUGCAAGGGCAACUGCAAGAAAAAAUAUCCAAAAGGCUCGGGAGAGGCUUAUGGAGGCUAGGACCUUGUGCGCAAAUAUCCUUGCACAUAGCGAUGACGAGCUUGACCCAGUCAAGAAUGUACGAACCAUCAAAACCCUUGCGUACCGCUCUAAGAACGCCAGCAAGUGGUUCCGUGCUCUUGAAGUGGAGAUGCAGAAGGAGGCUCAAAGUCUUUCAAACGGUAAGGGGACUACAAAGAUACCUCGCAAAUUACCCACAGUACCUGUCCCUUCUGAAUUCACCCGAGCUCCAACUGGCCUCCCAAUCGACUUCUACGACCGCAAGUGGUUCAAAAACCUUGCCCCUGGCCAAAGACGUCUCACAGCCGACGCUGAACAAGUUUGCUUUCUUCCGGAUGCCAGUCAAUCUCUUAUGUCAACCCGCCACCCCGAUGAACUCAUCUCCGACGAACGAUUCACCGCAAAAUACCUUGACUCAAAGUUACUGGCUUAUGACUUACCUGAUGAAAAAAACGACAACGAUGAUGAUGAUGAUGAAGAUGAAGACGAGUCAAUGGGAAGUGAAGAUGAACAAGUGGUAGAAGAUGAAGAUGAUGGAUUCUUUGAUGAUGGAGAUUAUGGUGAUUUGUAUGAUAGUGGUGAUGAGGAGGAAGAGUAA
Melampsora larici-populina 98AG31 is the source of this 1431-nucleotide messenger RNA. RefSeq lists its product as uncharacterized. The record is from RefSeq and is a predicted model, not a curated record. The transcript has 5 exons. The coding region runs from base 1 to 1431 and encodes 476 amino acids. Lineage: Eukaryota; Fungi; Basidiomycota; Pucciniomycetes; Pucciniales; Melampsoraceae.